Messenger RNA from Myotis davidii, 528 nucleotides. It is a transcript of the gene APOPT1, whose product is annotated as apoptogenic 1, mitochondrial. The transcript has 7 exons. The record is from RefSeq and is a predicted model, not a curated record. NCBI's taxonomy places the organism in Eukaryota, Metazoa, Chordata, Mammalia, Chiroptera, Vespertilionidae. Gene Ontology annotation, biological process: intrinsic apoptotic signaling pathway. The annotation marks the transcript as partial. Gene Ontology annotation, cellular component: mitochondrion.
CCCCUGCGUUCUGUGCUGUGCAAGGUCUCGACGUUCUGCCCUCCCAGGAAAUCGUGCCACGACUGGAUCGGACCCCCAGAUAAACACUCAAACCUGCGGCCCGUUCACUUCCAUGUCCCCGAGGACGAGUCCGCAGCGGAACGGAAGCUCCGGGAGCUCCGGCAGGACACGCAGGAAUGGAACCAGCAGUUCUGGGCCAACCAGAACGUGACUUUCCGCAAGGAAAAAGAAGAAUUUAUUCGCUCGAGACUAAAAGCGAAGGGCCUGGGCCUGAGAACUGAAUCAGGUCAAAAGGCAACACUGAAUGCAGAAGAAAUGGCUGACUUUUAUAAGGAGUUUCUAAGUAAAAAUUUUCAGAAGCACAUGCAUUAUAACAGGGACUGGUACAAGCGUAACUUUGCCAUCACCUUCUUCAUGGGCAGAGUGGCCCUGGAGAGGGUCUGGAACAAGCUGCGACCGAGAAUACCAGCAGCUAGGAGCCCGCCCGGCAAAGCCCUGCCUUAUGUAUCCAGCGGCUUAUGGUUUUAG